AUUGUCGUUAUUUAAAAAGAGUGAAAGAAGUGAGAAGAGAAUCCUUCUACUCACUUCCUUACACACAAGGGAAAUCCCGAAAUGUAGAAGAAGAGGGAGUGGGAGAGAAACAGAAUCUGCAAGUCAACAGUAAGCAUGUCGGACUCUAAAGUGGAGACGAUUUCAAGGAUGGCACAAUGGAGGGUUGAGAAUUUCGGAUCCUCAACUUACAAACGAUCCGACCCGUUUAAGAUUGGUAUCUGGAACUGGCAUUUAUCAGUUGAGAAGAAUCGGUAUUUGUAUAUUCGGCUGUUUCCGGAACCUUCUCGGACGUCCAAGGAACAACCUCCGGCGGCCAAGUUUGUCCUACGUGUCACCGCUCCAUCCACCAACCGCCGCCCUCUCGUCUCCCAAGUUUAUGAGAGAGUUCUUCGGUCAAGUGAUGAUUUUGUUUGGCCUAUCGAUUCUAACCUUCAAGGAUACUUUGUUAUUGAUGUUGAGUUCCAUGACCUAAAGAUCAGCCAAAAAAAUGGUGAAGGGACUUCCAUAUGGCCUAGUGACAGUACGAUGCAGUCUUUGGCUACUCAAACCACUCUCCGGUGUCUAUCUCGCUUGCUUUUAGAGUCCAUACAUGCUGAUGUAACUAUCAACACCGCUGAUGGAUCGCUACAAGCCCACAAGGCGAUUCUUUCCGCUAGUUCUCCGGUAUUCCACAGCAUGUUCCUCCAUGACCUAAGGGAGAAAGAGUCCUCAACUAUCGACAUAGAAGACAUGUCAACGGAUUCAUGCAUGGCUCUUCUGGGCUACAUAUAUGGGACAAUAAAACAGGAGGAUUUCUGGAAACACCGAUUAGCACUGCUAGCUGCAGCCAACAAGUACGACAUGUCAGACUUGAAAGAUUAUUGCGAGGAAAGUUUGUUAGAAGAUAUUAACACGGGGAAUGUCCUUGAGAGGUUGCAAGAAGCCUGGAUUUACCAGCUCCAUAAACUGAAGAAAGGGUGCUUGACGUAUUUGCUUGAUUUCGGCAAGAUUUAUGAUGUGAAGGAGGAAAUGAAUAACUUCUUUAGACAGGCAGAUAGAGAAUUGAUGCUAGAGAUGUUUCAAGAAGUUCUCCAAGUUUGGAGACCUGCAUAAGAUUUACGGGUGUGGCUAACUAUAUGUAUGUAUAUUGCUGUUUCUGUAAAACACAGGAUGCUUUAUGUGUUGCAUGCAUGCAUGGUUUUCAAAAUUAUGAGGAAAUGGUUUUGAAAUA
Ipomoea nil (Japanese morning glory) is the source of this 1231-nucleotide messenger RNA. Its product is annotated as BTB/POZ domain-containing protein At1g21780. Lineage: Eukaryota; Viridiplantae; Streptophyta; Magnoliopsida; Solanales; Convolvulaceae. The transcript is spliced from 4 exons. The record is from RefSeq and is a predicted model, not a curated record. The coding region runs from base 136 to 1113 and encodes 325 amino acids. Gene Ontology annotation, molecular function: protein binding.